This is a messenger RNA of Corvus hawaiiensis (hawaiian crow), 3530 nucleotides long. RefSeq names its product non-compact myelin associated protein (gene NCMAP). Gene Ontology annotation, biological process: peripheral nervous system myelin formation; regulation of myelination. Gene Ontology annotation, molecular function: structural constituent of myelin sheath. Lineage: Eukaryota; Metazoa; Chordata; Aves; Passeriformes; Corvidae. The record is from RefSeq and is a predicted model, not a curated record. Gene Ontology annotation, cellular component: paranode region of axon; Schmidt-Lanterman incisure; plasma membrane. The transcript has 3 exons. Bases 1814 to 2263 code for a protein of 149 amino acids.
ACCCCAGCUGGAGACACAGACCUUGGACCUCUUGACUUGCUACACAAAGCAGAAAAACCCCAACCUCAGCUUGGUGCACCCAGUUGGAUAAAUUAAUCCUUUCUGUAAACAGGCAGUUUCACUACAACAAUAAAAAUUCUUUGGGUCCGGGUGACUCAUGCACAAACAGCUCCCCAUUCCCAAGGUGGUUUGACCCAGAGGGAAGGUAGGAAGGAUGAACAUUUCAUGGCUUAAUAUUAAAACAUUCAGCCUUAUUUAUUUGGGAUUUUUAUUUUGGUAGCCAGAGGAGGAGAAAAAGUCUUCUGUAGGUCUGACAUUUGCACCGUCCUAGUCAGGAGCCACGAGGUGAGAGCUGUGUGGCCUUUUCUGAAUUAUGCCCCCAGUCAGAACACUUGCUCAGCUUUUCCCAGCAUGAAGCAUCUCCUGAGCUUCUGCUGUCACUGGUACUACCUCCAUCCACAUGGCAGGAUGGGUGGGGAGACAGGAACAGCUGUCCCUGAGCUUUGGUGCCUCCCAGGUUCUUCUGAGGUGUGUGUGAACCAUGUGCUGGACAAUAGGGCUGGGCAGAGUCUAAACACGAAAUAUUUCAGCUGAUGCUCACAUUGCUGAAUUAACUUGGCCUUGGCUAAAGAAAGGAAUCAUUCACUCACAGGAGAAUGACCCAGUUACAGGCUUGGGGCAGAGUUAUUUUGGUUUUUAGAUUAAAAGACAAAAAUCAAACUUUUAACUUGAGGGGAUUGAAGUAUUUGAAGAGUGGCCCUUGCAGUUCUGAUCCUGCAUCCCAGCCAGACACCAACCACUUCCCUUCCUGCUGCUUCCUGAUCCCUCGCAUUCCUCACUGACCUGCUCUGCAGGGUUUUAAUUGGUAUUAAUUUUUAUUACCAACUGAUUUCCACGGAAUUAUUUCUGGCUAUUGUUUAUCUUGUGCUGUGUAAAAUUAAAGUUACCAUGCCACACAAUAUCCCAGUGGAGCACAAGAGUCCAGCCUGGUUGCACCGGGCAGCAUCUGAAGUGGGAAACUCAGCUCCAUAUCAAAUGCUGAAGGAUAAUUUACUUUUCAGUGGGCAGUUGGAGUGUCUCAGAUCCAUGGGGCUGGGAGCUGAGCUGGUUCCAGAGGGCUCUUUGAAGUGGUGCUCACACCCCUCUCGGGCUGAAGGAGCCCUUUACCAGCUCGGGUUUCCAGGGACACUUGGAAAACCCUUAUAAAAUCAGCAAACAUCCAGGCUGCUCUUUCCAGAUCCACAGUUUUACCUACCAAAACACAGGCAUGUUUUCAGCUGUGCCCUUGGAAGUUCAUCCACUUCCAAUAACAGACCUGAGCUGACGCUGGGCUGAACUCACAACCUCCUGUCACAGCCACGUUGCAAUAUCCCUCUCAGGGGCUGGUGUUUGUCCUGAAACUUUUGGAGCUUCAAGUUGAGGGGUUAAAUGGUUUUUCUUCUCCAUGUUAGAUGAAUGAAGCUCCUUUAAAUUCUAUUUUAUAAUGGAGUUUUUGAACCUUUCUGUGAUGAGUUUAUCCCUUCCAUCAAGACACUUUGCUGAGUUCUGGGUGCAGAAUCCUUCACACUCGUUUGCUCAGUGAUCUGAAUCUCAACCAGAGGCGAUAACCAAAAUCCCAAAGCAUUUAAAAUACAUAUUUAUCCAAAACUUGUCACAGCAACAAUGCAUUGUUGUGUUUAUAUCUUAUUUUAACCUAUUAACGCUUAACGGGAUAUUUUGAGGCAGAUUGCUCGAGAUUGUACCAAAAUUUCCAUUGCAGCAGUUUCUAAUUUCCAUUCCUUCAUCAGGGCCAGGUUUCCAUCACAAUGACAAUAUGAAGAACCCCAGUUCAGUGAGCCUGCACUUGGUAGGCUCUGAGCCUUUAGCAGGCAGUUGCCUAAUUAUCACUGUGAAAUUUGGGUUAAUAUUUUAUGAAUUCACUCUCCUUUUUCCCCUCUGCAGCCAACUCAAGAUGACGACGGCCGUGCCACUGACUAAUAACACUCAGCUCUCAGUGAAUGUGACCACAAAGUCUCAAGAACAAAGUCUCUAUCAAAGUUCUGGAGCAAUAGUUGCUGCCAUCGUGGUGGGGGUGAUUAUUAUUUUUACAGUGGUUCUGCUCAUCCUGAAAACAUACAACAGGCGCAUGCGAGUGCGGCGGGAGCUGGAACCCAAAGCCUCCAAGCUGGCAGUGCCACCUCCCCUGGGGCACAACAGCCACAGCCUGGCCCAGCAGCCCACGGUGACCUUCAUCCCUGUGGACAUCCACAUGCACAGCAGGUAACCGGGAACGCUCGUCCUCCCUGCCAGAGAAGGGAUGGAAUUGUUACCCAUGGACCUGGGAUUCCUCAGCAGAGCUGCACUGGGAACAGCAACAAGCUGUUUUUCUCGCUGUAAAUUGAUAUAAAUCCUGGUUUCUCUCUUUGGGAGGAAAAACCAGAGGUCUGGACAUUUUUUCUAUGACUGAAAUAGAAGGUGGAGGUCUAGGAAUCAUCAGGGACGCAGCAAGGCCUCUUCUGAAGAAGAGAAGAUGCCCAGAUGCCCAGAUGUUGUGGAGCUUUUGCUUGCUCAGAGACUUUGAACUCUCUCUCUUCUGCUGAUAAACAGGAGGAAAAAUGUGGACUCAGGUUGGACCUGAGUUUGUUAGGAGUUACAUGGAAGAGGUUUGUGGUUUAUUUUAUACGUUAUGGGUAGCACAGGAGGUAUCAAAAUUGUAUUUAUCGUUACUCAUAUUUCAUAUUUAUAAUGCCACAUAUGUAUGGGUUGAGGAAAAAAAAAUUACCUUUAUAUUCAUGUAUUUUUAAACUAUUUCUAUAAACUCUGUAACUCCCCAUUUCCAAAGGAUCUCGGUGUCUGAGAGGUUUCACUCUCAAGAAUUCAGGUUCAUGGCUGGAGCUGUGUUAGAAUGCUUUGUCUUACACAAAAUCUGGGUUCUUUAACUGAAAAAAAAUAAGCAUGGAAUUAGAAAAAAUCAGCUUGGAUAGAGCAAGGGAGGCUUCGUGCAGCCCCACUGUGCCACUCACCUUGCAAGGCUUUGUUCUCUGGUGCAGCCCAACUAUUUUUAGCAAUUUUUUAUACUCAAAACCAAGCCAAAGCGAGGUUGUGUUGCCAGUGUGAGGGCUGUGGGUGUGCAGCAGUGGCACAAAGGAAUUCCCAGGGACGCUCACAGCCCACGGAGUGGGAACACAGAGCAGCAUUGUCAGACACUGAGGCAGAUUGUCUGAGAUUUUAUAUUUCGUAUUUUUUCCAAUAAGCUUGGAUCUCUUGAACAGAUCAGUUCUGUACCUGUUUGGUUUUCUUUAAUGUGCAGAAACUAAAUUCAAUUACUUUGCAAUAUUUUUUUUUUUGGUCUGAAACUGGAGCACGGUUUGGAUUCCAAACCAAAUAUUGAGACAGCUGUUUGUGAAGUUUCUGAAUCUCCUUGUAAAUAUUUCUCUUGUCCUGGUUCUCUAACUUAUUUUUUGUGGCAGGGAGGAUUGAUUUAAUAAUUCAGAAGGGACAGCAGAUGCACAUCUAAUUUUUCCCCAAAAAAUAUAAAGGAGUUGAUUUUC